This is a messenger RNA of Helobdella robusta, 306 nucleotides long. RefSeq lists its product as hypothetical. Lineage: Eukaryota; Metazoa; Annelida; Clitellata; Rhynchobdellida; Glossiphoniidae. The record is from RefSeq and is a predicted model, not a curated record. Bases 1 to 306 code for a protein of 101 amino acids. The transcript has a single exon.
AUGCACCAGAGAUCUUGUAAGACUUAUAAAUCACUAAAGCCUGACAUUUCCAAAGUUGAAACAGACGACGUCAGCGACAGCACGCAAACAACUUUCAAACACACAUCAACAACAGCUACCAUUUCAAAACCACUUCCAGGAAUAAAAAUGCCAAAAUCAUCAUCACAUUGGUCUGAAGCCAACGCAUUCUUCCAAAUGGAACUCAAACCCCUAGAUAUCAUCUCAGACAUUGACAGCUUUGCUACAAACUUUCAGGAGACAAUAUACUCCAACUGUGGUACGCUUGAAUUCAAAAACAGCCCAUAA